UGCAAUCUGUUGGAGAAGAUCUCGGAGGAUCACGAAGAAUCGACUCCCAAUUACGGAAGAUCACGGAAGAUGUGCAGGAAUAUACCCUGCCAAACAUAGAAGAUACCAAUUAAUGUAAAUUUAUUAUUUUCCUUGUAUAGCUUACCUUAGGCAUAUAUAAUAGUACCUUAUGUAUGACAAUUCAAUAUGAAUGAAUAAGAUCUUUUCCUCUCUACCGAUCUCAAACCUAGUUUGACAUGGCAUCCGAGCAGGUUAGAUGUCGGCUCAGAGAAAUCUCAUCAUAGCCGAAGAAAUACCAAUCCCGACCCUUUCUAGCCAAGAAACCAGAAUAACCAAUCCUACAGAAAAUGUCAGAUACAGUCGAAAACAAAAUUGAUCCAGAACAACCAUCAAGAUUGAAGAAUAGUAAGAAUGUCAUUGUGGCGUUCAAACUCGACGGGAAAAAUUACCCGCUGUGGUCGAGACUUAUGAAAGUCAAGAUAGGCGGCCGAGGUGCAUAUUCGCACAUCCGAAAAGAACCCCCAGAGCCAGGGAGCAAGGGGUACGAUGAUUGGGAGGAGGACGAUUUGGUGGUAUUCUCGUGGAUCGUCGACAACAUUGAAGAUGAAAUUAUCGCCGAUUUCGCUCACCAUCAAACAUCCAAGGCACUGUGGGAUAGUCUCGCCGUGACGUUCGAGAACAAGGCGGACAAAUACCUAAUAUACGACCUGGAGGAGAAAAUUAUAACGAUUAAGCAGGGAAAUAUGGACUUGGAGACGUAUUACCGAAGGAUCCAUGGGUUAUGGAUCAAUGUUGACCGCUGCCAGAAGAAGCCAAUCACAUGUUGUGAUAAGGGGGUCGACCAAUACCGAAUCCACUUGAACGAGAAACGGUUGUUCAAGUUCCUGGCCGGGCUAAACCCAGAGUAUGAUUCGAUCAAGAGGGACAUCCUCAAGGAGGAGCCUUACCCAUCAGUAGAGUCGGCUUAUGGGUGGGUAAAGACGGAGGCGGCUCGACGACAGAUCAUGGCACCGACAUCGUCUUCCCCAAACCCCGAAACCGUCAGCGUGAAUACCGGGGAUACAUCAUCUGGGGAUAGCAUCGGGAGUGGGUUGGCUGCACAAAGCCAACGUCCAGCAUAUCGGAGUGGAGGACCACCGCGCCCCACCGCUACCGGCCGACCGGGAAACCGACCAGACAAAUCAGGGCUGUGGUGCACUCACUGCCAGAAACCCAAACACACGUAUGAGACGUGUUUUAAACGGCUAGGUUACCCCGAAUGGUGGGAGGAGAGGCAGAAGAUAAGGGCGGUGAAAAUCGCGGUCGGAAUCGCCGAAGACGAUCAACCCCGAAAUCAGAACGGAGGGCGUGGGGGAACAACCCAGAAUGGACCCACGGUGAGCACAGAGGUCUCAACCGGCGGCGGCGGCAGCAUCAGGGGGGGCCGGAAAUUUUGCUGGAAGAGAGGGGACGGCGCCGGACAAAUGAGGAUAUUCAGACGAAGAGGAUACUUGGGCAUGUCACUGAGCACUGUGGACUCUACUACGUGGACGAGAUAGCUCAACAUGGUAGUGCAAUGCUGGCUCACGGAUCCACGAGACAAGAAAUUUGGCUGUGGCACCGAAGACUAGGACAUCCUUCCCCUGGUUAUUUUAAAUUACUUUUUCCAAACCUUUCUAUUCCUGCGGAUUUUUUUUGUGAGACUUGUGUUUUGGCAAAAAGCCAUCGACAAUCGUUUAAACCUCAAACACUCGUAUGCAAUCUAUG
Salvia splendens (bonfire salvia) is the source of this 1746-nucleotide messenger RNA. RefSeq lists its product as uncharacterized. The record is from RefSeq and is a predicted model, not a curated record. Bases 348 to 1538 code for a protein of 396 amino acids. Lineage: Eukaryota; Viridiplantae; Streptophyta; Magnoliopsida; Lamiales; Lamiaceae. The transcript is spliced from 2 exons.